UCUGGGAAUUGAAGUGCCGCUGCUGGCAAUCGCGCAGCCAGGCAUGUGCGGCGAGCUCGAAACGUGGCUAGUGGCUAUCAACCAGCCAGCUUUCUAAACCAAAUCGAGCUUUCAGUUGCGAGUCAAUAUGUCGUUUUGUUUUAAUUUUGACUUAAGUGCAACGACAAACACGGACGACGUCCAGGGGAAAACAUCGUCAACUGACAAGAUUGACAUUGUUGCGAAACCUGUAAAUGAAAGUGGUUGCCCAGCAGAGGCAGUAAAAGAGGCCAAAGAGCACUUUCCACCAUCUGAUUCUCUCCACUUACUUGAUGACGCCAUUUAUGAAACCCUCACCAUUGGCACUCUUCCUCCCUUGCACUUUCUCAACGAGACAGUUUUUGAGAAGACCGUCUAUGAGAGGGAGGACACGGAGAACAUUCUGUGCCGCACGGCCGAGCAGAGGUCUGACCUCAUCUCGGGAGUGUAUGAGGGCGGAUUGAAGGUGUGGGAGUGCACAUACGACCUCCUGGAGGUAAUCGAGAGGGAAGGCGAAACGUUUGGCGGCAAGGCUGUCUUGGAUCUCGGCUGUGGCACCGGGCUUUUGGGAAUUUUGUCUCUGAAGAGAAAAGCCAGGGAAGUCCACUUCCAGGACUAUAACAGUACAGUCCUUGAACAGCUCACUGUGUCUAAUGUAAUUCUCAAUUGCCAAGAUGAUGACUGUGAUAAUGAUGAUGAUGAUGAUGACAGUAAAGGAAAGAAUAAGGGAACAACGGACAAGGAAGAAGAAUGUAAGAUAAAACUAAAACAUGACACAAGAGAUCUUUUCCUGCAAAGGUGUCGGUUCUUCUCUGGUGACUGGCGCACCUUUCUUAUUUUGGCCUCGAGUCAGGACCCAUCGUUGAAAUAUGAUAUUAUCCUGACUUCAGAGACAAUCUACAACACAGCUUAUUACCCUGCGCUACACGACACCUUUCAUAAACUUUUGGCACCGCGUGGGCACGUCUAUGUGGCCACCAAGUCCCACUACUUUGGCGUGGGUGGUGGUUUACAUCUCUUUGAGACUUUUGUGCAGGAAAGGGGGGUUUUCUCUCUGAAUCACCUGUGGGCUAGUGAAGAUGGACUUCAGAGACAUGUUGUUGUUUUGCGUUUUAAAAAAGAAUCACACUAGCUCACGGCGGGCCAAGUGAAAACAGGCCAACCCGUACAAAGAUGCCCACAACAAAUAUGCCUAUAUUACAAAACUAAAAACACAUUUUAAAAAUGCCAAUUCGUACUUUUCUUCAAUUCGAUUUUUUUUUACUAAAAUAUUUAAAAUAAAUGCAGUGUACUUUUCAAAAGUUUGGAGUCGGAAUUUUUUACAGUGACAAUAACAAAUUAACCAGAAAAACAGUCUAGACCAGGGGCUCACAGACUGGGUGCCCACGGGAACCAGGUAGUGCCCAAGGACUACAUGAGUAGCCUACGAGCCUGUUCUCAAAAGCUUACCGCCCUGCUUUGAAUCUCACAAAGAACUUUGCCUGCCUGUCGGACCGCUAUUGGAAUUUGAAAUAAUGAAAUAUAGAAAUAUUUGUUUCUUUAAAAAUAGUAGCAUCUACAGUAUAUGCCAUGCAUUUUAAGUUUGAGUGUAUUUUUGAAAUGGAAAACCUCUGAAGAUAGUUAAAAAUUGACUGACACGUGAGCCACACGUCCUACUGUGUAUUCAAACAUGUUUAAUAAAAAAAUUGAUUGACAUGA
Hippocampus comes (tiger tail seahorse) is the source of this 1716-nucleotide messenger RNA. RefSeq names its product methyltransferase 18, RPL3 N3-histidine (gene mettl18). The transcript is spliced from 2 exons. The record is from RefSeq and is a predicted model, not a curated record. NCBI's taxonomy places the organism in Eukaryota, Metazoa, Chordata, Actinopteri, Syngnathiformes, Syngnathidae. Gene Ontology annotation, molecular function: protein-L-histidine N-tele-methyltransferase activity. Gene Ontology annotation, biological process: peptidyl-histidine methylation, to form tele-methylhistidine. Gene Ontology annotation, cellular component: nucleus. Bases 128 to 1150 code for a protein of 340 amino acids.